Molecule: messenger RNA, 456 nt
Organism: Fusarium mangiferae
Lineage: Eukaryota; Fungi; Ascomycota; Sordariomycetes; Hypocreales; Nectriaceae
Exons: 2
Coding region: 1-456 (151 amino acids)
Source: RefSeq, a predicted model, not a curated record
AUGCAACCAAAAAACAAUCGUCAAAUAUCAAUGCCCAAUCCUCCGGACCAGCUAGACCAGUCAUUGAAACGUCACACAUCCCAGACCCAGGGCUCUAACGUGGGUAACAUCAAACGUCAACGCAUUUCCAUCGACAAAUCAUCUCAGCAGCUCCCCUACAGUGACGUUGCCCAAACCCCAGGGUCUAGUUCUACCCUUGUUGAUAAUCCUCAAUCGACCAACGGCGACACAAUCGCUUCUUCAUACACCUCGUUGGACCCUUCUUCGCGAGAAUCCCAAGACCCUUAUGACGACCCUUACGAUGAUCCAGAGUUCGAUCAAGUCUUUGAGAGCCUCACUGAACCCAAUUUUAUCGACAAGUCAGGAACAUCACCGCUUUUAGUCGACAGUGAUGAAUUUGCUCUAAAACAAUCAGACCAGGACGCCUUGGCGGAGUUUCUAGAGGAAGAAACCUAG